AGAAGCUUUGCAGUCCAACCAUCACAUCUGUCCUCAAGACACCAACACAGAGAACUCUCCCAGAUUUUAGUUUCUGUUUAUUACAGACUCUCCAACAAGUCAACAUGAUGAAACUCGCCGUUUUCCUCUUUGCUGUGAUUGCUGUGGCAAUGGCUGCCGAAUCGCUGGUUCGUGAACGCCGAAGCGUCGGUUAUGGCGGUUAUGGACAUGGCGGCGGAUAUGGCGGUGGAUAUGGCGGUGGAAAUGGCGGUUUUGGACACGGCGGAUAUGGAGGCUACGGUGGUUAUGGACAUGGAGGCUAUGGUGGUGUUGGACAUGGAGGCUAUGGUGGUGUUGGACAUGGUGGCUAUGGGCACGGUGGCUAUGGCGGCUAUGGGCACGGUGGCUACGGACAUUAAAAGCAUUCUUGUCUUUUAAUUGCGCAUCGGAUUUUUCAGAAAGCAGUGCCACAUGAGAUUUGGAAUUAAGUUGUUUUUGUUUGGGUUUGUUUUCGUUUUUUUUUUGUUUUUUGUUUUU
Messenger RNA from Octopus sinensis (East Asian common octopus), 516 nucleotides. RefSeq names its product glycine-rich cell wall structural protein-like. Bases 105 to 398 code for a protein of 97 amino acids. The transcript has 2 exons. The record is from RefSeq and is a predicted model, not a curated record. NCBI's taxonomy places the organism in Eukaryota, Metazoa, Mollusca, Cephalopoda, Octopoda, Octopodidae.